UCUGUUUUUCAUGGCAGCUUCCUCUCCUUUUAUGAACAUGGACAACGUUAACCAAUCCACCACCGCCGCCACUUGGCUGGAACUUCAAGUCUCAAACUUCAAAUCAUUUGCUCCUUCUUCUUUACCAAUCUCACAAGCUCUUGUUCCAUCUUCUUCGCCUUUUAGCCCCACUGUUUUCCUGGACUCACCUGUUCUUUUCCCCACUUCUCCGAAUAUUACUGGGUCUUUUGCCGAUCAACAAGGAACCAAGCCCAAGGCGUUUGAUUUCUCUUUCCAAGUACUCGAACCACAGCAGCCGGCGUGGGAUUUCGGUGAGUCCGUGAAGCAACAACAAACCGAGAUGACCAAUUCGGGUACCCAAUACCAUCAAACGUCUCAGUAUGUGAACAACAGGAAGGUUGAAGACGGUUAUAAUUGGAGGAAAUACGGGCAAAAGCUAGUGAAAGGGAGUGAAAAUCCAAGGAGUUAUUACAAGUGCACGUACCCGAACUGUCCCACGAAGAAGAAAGUGGAGAGAUCUUUGGAUGGACAGAUAACCGAGAUAGUUUAUAAGGGUAGCCAUAACCAUCCCAAACCUCAAUUGAUGAGAGGUUCUCAGGCUUCAUCGUCGAACUCGGCGGAGAUAUCGGAUCAAUCGGUCGGCUCCUUUCUGAUGCAAGAUGGUACACUAUCGGGUUCCGUUGAAGAAGAUGAGUUUGACCAAGCUUCACCUAUAAGUAAUACUAAUGGUGAUGACAUCAAUGAAAAUGAACCGGAUUCCAAAAGAUGGAAAGGUGAAAAUGAGAAUGAGGGCAUUAUAGGUUACGGUAGCAAGGCGGUGAAAGAGCCGAGAAUAGUCGUGCAAACGACGAGUGAUAUCGACAUUCUCGAUGAUGGUUAUAGAUGGAGGAAAUAUGGGCAGAAAGUAGUCAAGGGAAACCCCAAUCCAAGGAGCUACUACAAGUGUACGACGAUAGGUUGUCCGGUUAGGAAACACGUCGAACGAGCAUCCCGUGAUUUGAGAGCCGUGAUAAAUACUUACGAAGGGAAACACAACCAUGAUGUCCCGGCCGCACGUGGAAGGGCCUAUGCGAUGAAUAGGCCUACUUCCACUGCAACCGCGAACAAUGUUAAUGCUCCCAUGGCCAUGCCUAUAAGGCCUUCAGCUGUCCAAAGUCAUCCUCUCAAUAUAAUUUACCCCAACUCCGGAUCUACCUGGGAAAUACCGCAGCACAACAAUGGUGGCUUCGGGUUCUCGAGAUUGUCAAAGCCAAUCGGCUCCUACAUGAACCAAACACAAUUCUCGGACGCGGUAUUUGCUAAGGAUGAACCCAGGGAUGAUUCAUUUUUGGAUGGAUUCUUGUCCUGAAAAGGGAAACAACUUAACUAUAUAGUUGCUUGAUUCUGUAGGCUCUAGGACUCCAAUACACAACACACAGAAUCAGUGCAUUUAUUCAUUUGUUGUUUUCAACUUUGUAGCAGAUUGUAAGAGUAGAAAACAGAAAAACGAAUUUUGGGUGUUCAAUAAA
This is a messenger RNA of Hibiscus syriacus, 1508 nucleotides long. Its product is annotated as probable WRKY transcription factor 33. The transcript has 6 exons. Bases 11 to 1348 code for a protein of 445 amino acids. Gene Ontology annotation, biological process: regulation of DNA-templated transcription. Lineage: Eukaryota; Viridiplantae; Streptophyta; Magnoliopsida; Malvales; Malvaceae. The record is from RefSeq and is a predicted model, not a curated record. Gene Ontology annotation, molecular function: sequence-specific DNA binding; DNA-binding transcription factor activity.